GACAAAGAAUAUUUUAUUUUCUGUUACUCUCAUUCAGUUUUCUAUUACUUUUCUCUUCAAAUGUCUUCUAAAUUAUUAAAAAAGGGUGGGAAUACAUCGACUUCAAAUUCUUUUAAUGAUACUUCUGCUUCAAAUUCUAAACAAAAUAAUAACUUGAAGCGUAGACGAACGUUGGAGUUGGAAAUUGAGCAAACAAAUUUGGAAAUGAAGUUAAUUAAGGAUAAAUCUGAUUUGGUAUAUUUCUAA
Molecule: messenger RNA, 246 nt
Organism: Meloidogyne enterolobii
Lineage: Eukaryota; Metazoa; Nematoda; Chromadorea; Rhabditida; Meloidogynidae
Source: the annotation of a GenBank genome assembly